AUGUCUCAGAUGAUUAAACCACCAAUUAUCCUGUUGAAGGAAGGAACAGAUACUUCACAAGGUAUCCCUCAGUUGAUUAGUAAUAUAAAUGCAUGCUGUGCGAUCGUCGAUACAGUUAGGACUACAUUGGGACCACGUGGAAUGGACAAGUUGGUCUAUCAGAGCGAGAGAAAAGUCACGAUCUCAAACGACGGCGCCACAGUCAUGAAGCUGCUCGAUAUUGUGCACCCUGCUGCAAGGACACUGGUGGACAUUGCCAAAUCACAGGACAGCGAGGUCGGCGACGGCACCACAUCGGUGGUCGUGAUGGCCGGCGAGUUCCUCAAGGUCGCCAAGCCAUUCAUCGAGGAGGGCAUUCACCCACAGAUCAUCAUUCGCGCCUACAGACGCGCAUGCGAGCUUGCCAAGCAGAGGAUCAAGGAGCUGUGCAUCGACAUCAAGGACGCCGAUAUGCGCGAGUUCCUCGAGAAGUGCGCUGGUACAGCAAUGAACUCCAAGCUGAUCGCCUCACACAAGGACUUCUUCUCAAAGAUGGUUGUGGACGCUGUUCAGUUGCUCGACGACGAGAUUGAGUUGGCGAUGAUCGGAGUGAAGAAGGAGAGCGGCGGUGGCAUGGCAGACACUCUGUUUGUGCCAGGUGCCGCCUUCAAGCGUACCUUCUUCUACGCCGGUUUCGAGCAGCAACCAAAAUACAUCCAGCAGCCCAAGAUCAUCUGUCUCAACAACGAGCUCGAGCUCAAGGCCGAGAAGGACAACGCAGAGAUUCGUAUCUCUGACCCAUCCAAAUAUCAAGCACUGGUCAACGCCGAGUGGAAGCUGUUCUACGACAAGCUGGACGCCAUCCACGCAUCGGGCGCCAACGUUGUGCUUUCGCGUCUCGCCAUUGGAGAUCUGGCCACACAAUACUUUGCCGAGAAGAAGAUGUUCUGCGCCGGUCGUGUGCCAGAGGAGGACCUGAAGCGUGUCUGUCACGCCACAGGCGCCAGCAUCCAGACCACCGUGUCCAACAUCAUACCACAGGUCAUUGGAACUUGCGAUUUGUUCGAGGAGAAGCAGAUUGGAAGCAGCCGUUACAACCUGUUCACUGGCUGCAAGAACACACACACUGCAACCAUCAUUCUGCGUGGUGGUGGCGAGCAGUUCAUCGAUGAGGCUGAGCGCUCGCUGCACGACUCGAUCAUGAUUGUGCGUCGCGCUCGCAAGCAUCGCUCGGUCGUCGCCGGAGGUGGCGCCACCGAGAUGGAGAUCAGCAAGUACCUGAGGGACCAUGCCUUGACCAUCGAAGGCAAGCAGCAGCUGUUGAUCACCGCCUUUGCCAAGGCACUCGAGGUCAUCCCUCGCCAGAUCAGUGACAACGCCGGCUUUGACUCGACCGACAUCCUGAACCAGCUGCGUCAGAAGCACUCACAGGGCGAGAAGUGGUACGGAGUGGACAUUGUCAACGAGGGCAUUUGCGACACAUACAAGUCGGCCGUUUGGGAGCCAACCAUUGUCAAGCUCAACAGCAUCACCGCCGCCACUGAGGCCGCCUGUCUGGUUCUCUCUGUGGACGAGACCGUUUCCAACCAACAAUCAGAGCAGUCACAGGCUGGUCCACAAAUCGACCCAAGAACCCGUGCUGCCCUUGGCAGAGGAGGUGGUGUCCAGGCCAUGAGAGGUAGACGA
Acytostelium subglobosum LB1 is the source of this 1665-nucleotide messenger RNA. RefSeq lists its product as hypothetical. Lineage: Eukaryota; Evosea; Eumycetozoa; Acytosteliales; Acytosteliaceae. The transcript has 2 exons. The annotation marks the transcript as partial. Gene Ontology annotation, cellular component: chaperonin-containing T-complex. Gene Ontology annotation, biological process: protein folding. Gene Ontology annotation, molecular function: ATP binding; ATP-dependent protein folding chaperone; ATP hydrolysis activity. The record is from RefSeq and is a predicted model, not a curated record.